Peronospora belbahrii is the source of this 711-nucleotide messenger RNA. NCBI's taxonomy places the organism in Eukaryota, Oomycota, Peronosporomycetes, Peronosporales, Peronosporaceae. The record is from the annotation of a GenBank genome assembly.
AUGGCGCACCGCUCCAUACGACAUUUUGAUUGGGGACUUCAACUGCGGUCAAAAUCUGCAUUUCGGCCGGCUUGGAUACAGAACACGACGCCGGCCAGAUCCGGCGCCGGCCGGCAGGUGGCGACCUUUGCGUUGGCUGGCGAUGUCGAUCUGAUUGAGCACCCACUUGAAGACCGGGUAGUUGAUCCCCGCGAUCAGUUUGCUUGGCUAGUCGUGUCGAUCAAUUUUUUUACGUUCUGGCUGCCUCAAGAGGUCAAGUCCUAUGACAAAGGCCGGGCUUCGCCAUCCUGUAAUGAAUACAUCCAGCGCAGAUGCAGCCGCCAUUUUGACGGAUCGCGCAGCGGUCGAAACAACACGGCUGGCGGUACGCGCGAGCAAGCUCGAACCGACGUCGAAAACAUGGCAAAUGCAAUACAUCUUGAUGUAUCGAAAUGGGUACGUAAAACACCGGCUCUGGAUUCGUGUGAUUUAUGGCCGGCCAUUCACUCGGCCAUCACGACGUUUCAAAGCUCUGUGUCGUUUUAUAAACUUGCGUCGCAAGCAAACUUUCUAGCACGUGGCGCGGACUUUACCGACUUAGUCACGAUUCCAACUGCCCGUAAGUUGACACGGAUGGAAAAUGCGCGCUUCAUGGCGCCCCUUACUGAAGCAGAGGUACUGGUGCCUACCACUGUCAUUAGCAGUGGUAGGCGCCAGUACCUCUGUCAUUAG